Molecule: messenger RNA, 1122 nt
Organism: Sphaerulina musiva SO2202
Lineage: Eukaryota; Fungi; Ascomycota; Dothideomycetes; Mycosphaerellales; Mycosphaerellaceae
Exons: 4
Coding region: 1-849 (282 amino acids)
Molecular function (GO): metallopeptidase activity
Source: RefSeq, a predicted model, not a curated record
AUGAAGUUUUUCGUAGCUCUGGCUAUCGCUGCUGCGGCAACAUGUGCUUCUGCCCAAGAACGGAAGUGUGGUUCAGUCAACCCUCCUGCGGAUUUGAAAUUCGAGACCACGACUGAGCCCACGAGCGACAUCGUGGAGCGAGCGGCUCGCCGAGCAAGAUAUACCGUGGACACCUAUGUUCACGUUAUUACCUCCCAGAACAAAAGUGAUCUUUAUCCUCGAUCCAUGGUGGAGGAACAAAUGCGUGUUAUGAACGAAGCAUAUGCUAGCUCUCGUAUCGCUUUCAACACUAAGAGCAUCGACUAUACUGUCAACGAUGCUUACGCAAAGACUGUGGACGGACCUCUAGAGCUCGAGUACAAGACCAAGCUGAGAAAAGGAGGUUAUGAUGAUCUCAAUCUGUACUUCCUGAGCGAUCUUGGUGGCGGACUUCUUGGAUUUUGCUACUUUCCAGAACAGAGGCCAGAUGCCGAGCAACGCGUGCUUGACGGCUGCGUGAACCUCGCAGGAAGCAUGCCUGGCGGCGAAACACAGAACUAUAAUCUGGGAGCGACAGCCGUGCAUGAAGCGGGACACUGGUUUGGACUUUUCCACACCUUCCAAGACGAUGGACUGGGCUGUCAAGGCAAAGGAGACUACGUUCCAGAUACUCCGCAGCAGCUCACCCCAACAAGGGGAUGUCCAACAACUAAUCCAGAUACCUGUCCGAACCGUGGUGUUGAUCCGAUCCACAACUAUAUGGACUACUCCACCGACAUCUGCAUGAACCAGUUCAGCUUUCUGCAGUCACUGCGGAUGAGAGUCAUGUAUGCCACUCGAAGGAGGCCGAACCGGGACCGAAAGGCGUGAUUGAACGUGAAGGCCAGGAUUAUUUGGUCGGAACCGAAGAAGCUCGAUGAUUUCGAUAACCCUGAGCAGAGAACUAGAUGGAAAGAGGCGAGUAGUCCCGGCAGCCAAGAGUUUGGGAUAGAUGUAUGGCAACCAUAUCAGCAGAUCGUGGGAUCAGACUGUAGCCAUCGCAGCACACAUGAAAAUACUAGCGAGGGCUAGCUGGGCCAAAUGCGAACGAAUUGGAGGCAGGGAAUUGUCAGCAAAGGAGUUAGAACAGCGACUCAAGAACGG